UAAUUCAAAUUAACCUGAAAUACUGUUCGUUGGCGGUGCUUGAUUUCAAAUCUGAAAUAUUCGUUUAAUAUUUGUGUGAUAGAGCACGUGUCUAGCAAUAUGGAUUCUUCUGAUUCUGAAAGUGAUAAUGAAACUACUGCAAUUGAACAAGUUGGAAAUGAAGUAGUAGGGGAUAAUAAUGAAGAAAAAACAGAUGAGAAACCAGUCACAUGGCAAGAUUUGGGUUUGGUAGAUGUUUUAUGCAAAGCAUGUGAACAAUUGAAAUGGAAAGAACCAUCGAAAAUCCAGAAGGAAGCCAUUCCCUUAGCUAUUAAGGGAAAAGACAUAAUUGGACUUGCAGAAACUGGAUCGGGAAAAACAGCGGCUUUUGCACUUCCAAUCCUUCAAUCUCUUCUAGAAAACCCUCAAAGAUACUUCGCACUCAUUCUCACACCUACCAGAGAGUUGGCUAUACAAAUAUCAGAACAGUUUGAAGCUUUAGGGAGCACUAUUGGAGUAAAAUGUGCUGUUAUUGUUGGAGGAAUGGACAUGUCGUCUCAAGCUUUAUUACUAACACGAAAACCACAUAUUAUAAUUGCUACGCCUGGUCGUCUUCUAGAUCACUUGACAAACACAAAAGGUUUCAAUUUAAAAGCACUCAAAUAUUUAGUGAUGGACGAAGCUGAUAGAAUCUUAAACAUGGACUUUGAAGUUGAGGUUGAUAAAAUACUGAAAGUUAUUCCCAGAGAAAGGAGGACUUACUUAUUUUCAGCUACAAUGACCAAAAAGGUGAAGAAACUUCAGCGGGCUUGUUUGAACGAUCCAGCAAGAGUGGAGGUGUCGACGAAAUACCAGACAGUUGAGAAACUGUUACAAUAUUAUAUAUUCGUUCCUAUGAAGUUAAAAGAUGUUUAUCUAGUUCAUAUGUUAAACGAGAUGGCAGGCAAUAGUUUCAUGAUCUUUUGUGCCACCUGUAACAAUACUUUGAGAACAGCGUUGAUGUUGAGAAAUUUGGGAUUUGGAGUUGUACCACUGCACGGAAAAAUGUCUCAAAAUAAAAGAAUUGCAUCACUUACCAAGUUCAAAGCGAAGAGUAGGUCACUCUUGAUAUCCACAGAUGUAGCCAGCAGAGGUUUGGAUAUACCACACGUUGAUGUAGUCAUAAAUUUUGAUAUUCCCACACACAGUAAGGACUAUAUUCACAGGGUUGGAAGGACUGCAAGGGCUGGAAGAUCGGGGAAAGCUAUUACAUUCGUCUCGCAGUACGAUGUUGAACUUUAUCAGAGGAUUGAGCAUCUCAUUGGUAAACAAUUACCAUUGUAUAAAACAGAAGAAGACGAAGUUAUGGCUCUACAAGAAAGAGUUGCAGAAGCUCAGAGAAUAGCUAAAAUGGAAAUUAAGGAUAUUGAUGAUAAAAAAGGUGCAGGUAAAAGAAAGAAGGGAGAUGCUGAUGAUGAUGACACAGAAGAUGCUGUUGGUGUGAGAAAAAGGUUGAACAAAGGAGGAGGGAAUAAUUAUAAAAGAAACAAUAAGAAUAAAAGACAUUAAUUUUGUAUUAUAAUUUGUUAUUUAUUUUGUAAUAAAAAUAUUUAUAUUAUAACUUUUGUUUCAUUUCUUUUUUACCAAUUUAUUUUUGAAAUUGAUGGUUGGAUAACUAUUGAAUUCAUUAAUUUUCUUAACUAGAUUUUUUUUAGACUCCUCAUCAUGGAAGAAGCAAUUACAUGAUGAAAAACAAAGAUGCAUUGAGAUGAUUUUUGAAAAUGUAAGUUAUAAAGUUGAAAUAUUUCAAUUUGAUUAUAAGAUUCAUAUGAUGCAUAAAAAGAUAUUUGAAGAAACCAUGAAAAUCUUGAAAUGAUCGUCACUACCUCUGAUUUCAAUGAUAAUUUCAAUUUUCUUUCCACAAAAUUAUUUCAUAUCAUUGAUUCAUUCUCUUUUUGUUUCAAGAACGAAAUAAAAGAUGAUUCUAUGCAGUCUACAACUGGACUUGGACUAACGAAUUGGGAAUCAACAAAUGAUCAUUUGAAGUAAACCAGUAACACUUGAAAUAACUGAAAUGGGAAGGAACAAUAGAUGAUAUUCAAUAGACAACAGUAACUAGCGCUUGAGACAACCGAAAUAGGAAGGAACAAUAGAUGAUAUUCAAUAGACAACAGUAACUAGCGCUUGAGACAACCGAAAUAGGAAGGAACAAUAGAUGAUAUUCAAUAGACAACAGUAACUAGCGCUUGAGACAACCGAAAUAGGAAGGAACAAUGAUAUUCAAUAGAUGACAGUAACUAACGCUAGAGAUAACC
This is a messenger RNA of Harmonia axyridis, 2273 nucleotides long. RefSeq names its product probable ATP-dependent RNA helicase DDX47 (gene pths). The transcript has 11 exons. NCBI's taxonomy places the organism in Eukaryota, Metazoa, Arthropoda, Insecta, Coleoptera, Coccinellidae. Gene Ontology annotation, molecular function: ATP binding; nucleic acid binding; RNA helicase activity. The record is from RefSeq and is a predicted model, not a curated record. The coding region runs from base 100 to 1527 and encodes 475 amino acids.